Messenger RNA from Kluyveromyces lactis, 1224 nucleotides. RefSeq names its product lysophosphatidylcholine acyltransferase (gene TAZ1). Gene Ontology annotation, cellular component: mitochondrial membrane. Gene Ontology annotation, molecular function: 1-acylglycerophosphocholine O-acyltransferase activity. The transcript has a single exon. Bases 1 to 1224 code for a protein of 407 amino acids. NCBI's taxonomy places the organism in Eukaryota, Fungi, Ascomycota, Saccharomycetes, Saccharomycetales, Saccharomycetaceae. Gene Ontology annotation, biological process: cardiolipin acyl-chain remodeling; inner mitochondrial membrane organization. The record is from RefSeq and is a predicted model, not a curated record.
AUGUCCUUCCCGGAUGUGCUCGAUCGAGGAGACGAGUUUCUCUCUCAAUACCCUAGAACGAACCCUUUCUGGCAGAUAGCGUCUCAUGGAACAUGUUUGUUGGCUGUCGGUAUUUCUAAAUUCAUGUUGAAUACAUUCUACAAUGUGAAGUUAAACAAUUUAGAGAAAUUACAAGAGGCUGUCGCACGUACUAAAACCGAGAACCGAGGGCUCAUGACUGUUAUGAACCAUAUGUCGGUGGUGGAUGAUCCGUUCAUUUGGGGUGUUUUCCCCUGGUCUAUGUAUUGGGAUUUGGAUCAGAUUAGAUGGUGCCUCGGUGCUCAUAACGUAUGUUUUCAGAACAAAUUCCUUGCGACUUUCUUUUCGUUGGGUAAAGUGCUUUCUACUGAGAGGUUUGGUGGUGGUCCCUUCCAAGGUUCUAUCGACGCAUCGAUCCGUUUGUUGUCCCCUGACGAUACAUUAGACCUAGAAUGGACUCCUCAUCAUAUCGAACCAUUGAAAAAAGAAAUCGAGAAGCAACCUACCCUCGAAGGGAACAAUAAAAUUUUUGAUAAACUGAGCGUCAAGGAUGGCCAUGUCGUGAAAUAUGUAGCUCCGGUAGCGAGAUCUAAACCAAGUUGGAUUCAUGUUUAUCCUGAAGGAUUUGUCCUGCAAUUACAGCCUCCUUUCUCAAACUCCAUGAGGUAUUUCAGAUGGGGGAUCACUAGGUUAAUCCUUGAGUCCACAAAAUCACCAAUCGUGGUACCUAUGUUUUCAACUGGUUUUGAGAAGAUUGCUCCUGAAUCAAGUGCAGGUACUAUGAUUGAGAGAUAUUUACCAAGAAAUAUGGGAGCGGAGAUUAAUGUCACUAUCGGUAACCCCAUUGACGAUGCUAUUAUUGACGGAUAUAGGAAGGAGUGGCUAGCUCUUUGUGAUAAAUAUCAUGACCCAAAGAACCCCACAGAUUUAAGUUGGGAAUUAAAAUAUGGUAAGGAAGUCCAAGAUUUGAGAUCAAGACUGGCUGCAGAACUAAGAGCACAUGUUGCUAAAAUACGUCAUGAAGAAAGACGCUUUGAGUUAGAGGAUGAAAGAUUCAAAUCAGCAGCUUGGUGGGGUCGUUACACAGAGACAGAAGGUGCUUCCGAUCCCGAUGUGAAAUUUAUUGGACAGAACUGGGCUAUCAGAAGGUUACAAAAAUUCUUAAACGAUUAUGACGACGCCGAGAACCCAGGAAAGCAUGAAUGA